AUGGCGGUCAAGGAGUGUGAUGAAUCCUGGACCUACUUCUUUGAGCAGCUGAGGUAUAUACUCACCGAUGAACCAGACUUGUGCAUCAUCUCUGAUAGGCACAAGAGCAUAGCCAACGAUGUUUCCAGAAUGUUUGAGCAUGCUCAUCAUGGACUAUGCAUCAAGCAUCUUGGUGAUAACCUUCAAAAAAAUUUCCAAUGUAGAGAUUCUCUUCAUGUGUACUAUGAUGCAGCAAAGGCAUAUGGUUACCAGGAGUUCAAUCAAUAUUUUUGGCAAUUAAGGAAUAAAUGCCCCGAAGAUGCUAAUUGCCUUGAGUUUGAUAUUGGAUUUGACAAUUGCAGCAGAGAUAUUUUCCAGCAAACAGGUACGAUGAGGUUUGCUGAAAUGUUCAGACAGAGACGUGCACAUAUUAGCAGUUCAAUCAAUUUAUUUGUGCCUUCGGCUGAAAAACGGCUAAGGGAAAAGAUAAAUGAAGGCGACUCCUUGUUUGUCAAUAAUAUAAAUAGGGAUGCCGACGAGUUCACCGUAAUCAGCAGUGUCCUAACUACCAAAGUCAAUCUACUGAACAAAACAUGUACUUGUAGAGAGUAUAACUUGGUAAAAUUAUCGUGCGCUCACGCAAUGGCAGCCUUGAUAUUGAAGUACAGACCUGAUUAUGGUUCAAGCAUCUACGAGUAUUCCUCGCCCAUGUAUAACGUUCAGUCUUACAUUCUUGCAUUUGCUGAAACUAUUAAUGUAGUCCCUGCAGAGUCAGAAUGGGAAGUCCUAGAGAAGUAUACAAACAUGUAUAUUCCUCCACCCCCUUACGACCCCAAACUUGGAAGGAAGAGAGUGAAGCAUAUUCCUGGCGUCUCGAAAUCUUUCAAGUCCAGGGAAAGUAGCAAAGGGACGAGAAACAAGUGCUCGAUUUGCAAGGGGGCUGGUCACAAGAAAACAACGUGUUGA
This is a messenger RNA of Lycium barbarum (goji berry), 945 nucleotides long. RefSeq lists its product as uncharacterized. The record is from RefSeq and is a predicted model, not a curated record. Lineage: Eukaryota; Viridiplantae; Streptophyta; Magnoliopsida; Solanales; Solanaceae. The transcript is spliced from 2 exons. Gene Ontology annotation, molecular function: zinc ion binding. Bases 1 to 945 code for a protein of 314 amino acids.